Molecule: messenger RNA, 3436 nt
Organism: Oppiella nova
Lineage: Eukaryota; Metazoa; Arthropoda; Arachnida; Sarcoptiformes; Oppiidae
Source: the annotation of a GenBank genome assembly
AAUCACUUUCAGCCAAUACAAGCAGUCGUUGUCCGACAUCAAACACAUCCCAUGCAGUGAUUAUCACCUAAACUAUGGAUACAUUUACCACCAAAUCAUGGCAAACAGCGCCGAGACAGUGAUGCUCUCAAACAGUGGUAAAUCUGUGGACAAUUACUCGUCAUUUGAUAGCUUAAGACACAAGCAGUCAUCCGAUGAGGAUAUGAUCGACAUUAAGAGCGCUUCCAGUGUUUCCGUAAACAAUACUCUCGAUACGAAAGGCUAUAGUCCCGCAUGUCUUACUCGUAAUGCAAGUAAUGCCACAAACCUUUUGAUACAAUUAGACACUAUUGAGAGUAACACCGAUUGCGAGAGUAGUGACAAUCUAGUGGUCAGUACGCAGACAAUGCACUCCCAAUCGGUGUCCACCACUCCAUCGACCACUUCGUCCGCCAAUGAGUUCACAGAAUUCGAUACAUUCCUUAAGUACUCCUCCAAUGAUAGCAAUUGGAGUCCCACUCGAGAACUGGACGGCGAACUGCCCCCCAAUCAGAGUCAUUAUGAGGACUUCCAUACCAUCGACUGGCAGCGGGAUAUCGCGAGGGAUCGCAUGAGACACCGGUUUAUAGUGAAACGAAAACACAACUCCAUUAUCGAGUUGAUUAAGUCGACGCACGACGCCUGGAGCGGUUGGCUAUGCGUACUGUUGGUGGGCAUAGCUGCCGGUGCUGUGGCCGGUGUCAUAGACAUAGGCGCCGGUUGGAUGAAGGACUUGAAGGACGGCUUAUGUCCCGCGGCUUUCUAUCUCAAUAGAGAGCAGUGUUGUUGGUCUUCGAACGAUACAGAACUCGAAGGCACUCUGUGGACAGACAGUUGCGAUCAGUGGAAGACGUGGCCCCAACUCAUAGGCAUCGGUAAGACAGCGCUGGUCGGCUCCUACAUCGUGUCCUACUUUUUCUACAUCAUGUGGUCAUUCAUAUUCGCACUGUUGGCCGCCUCGUUCGUGCGUACGUUCGCGCCGUACGCGUGCGGCUCCGGUAUCCCCGAGAUUAAGACAAUACUCUCCGGUUUCAUCAUCAGAGGCUAUUUAGGCAAAUGGACGCUCACUAUCAAGUCGUUGGGAAUGAUGUUAACAGUGGCGGCCGGCCUAUCGCUGGGAAAGGAGGGCCCACUCGUGCACUGCGCCUGUUGUAUAGGAAAUAUAUUCAGUUACCUGUUCCCCAAAUACGGCAAAAAUGAGGCCAAAAAGCGAGAGAUAUUGUCGGCCGCAUCGGCGGCGGGCGUUUCAGUGGCUUUCGGAGCCCCGAUAGGAGGCGUACUCUUCUCCCUCGAAGAGGUGUCCUAUUAUUUUCCGCUCAAAACCCUGUGGCGGAGCUUCUUCUGCGCACUGGUAGCCGCUUUCGUGCUCCGGUCCAUCAAUCCAUUCGGUACUGAGCAUCUGGUGAUGUUUUACAUCGACUACACCCGGCCGUGGAUUCUCUUCGAGUUGGUUCCCUUCAUAAUGUUGGGUGUCUUCGGGGGUCUAAUCGGCAAUAUAUUCAUCAAAGCGAACCUCCGUUGGUGUCAACACAGGAAAUACUCAAAUCUGGGCCAAUACCCCAUAUGGGAGGUGCUGGCGGUGACCCUGAUAACGGCGGUCAUAGCCUUCCCGAACCCCUACACUCGCAUGAAUUCGUCGGAUUUGAUCAAAAUGUUGUUCAGUCCGUGCGGUAUAGCCGAUGAGACCCCUCUGUGUAACUAUAACCGCAACUUCACGAACGUGAACGAACACGUCCAGAUCGCACAGGCGGGUCCCGGUGUCUACCAGUCCCUCGGUUUGUUGAUACUGGCGCUGGUGUUCAAACUGGUGAUCACCAUAUUCACGUUCGGCAUCAAAGUGCCGGCCGGUCUCUUCAUACCGUCGCUGGCUAUGGGCGCUAUCAUCGGUCGGAUUGUAGGCAUAACUAUGGAACAGAUCGCCUAUAACUACCCGAAGUGGUGGGUGUUUCAGGACGCGUGCUCUAACUCUGGCGAGAGCUGUAUGAGCCCCGGAUUGUAUGCAGUGGUGGGGGCGGCGGCGUGUCUGGGAGGUGUGACCCGAAUGACAGUGUCGUUAGUGGUGAUAAUGUUUGAACUGACGGGUAAUGUGAACUUCAUUGUGCCGCUCAUGACUGCCAUAAUGGCGGCCAAAUGGGUGGGCGACGCGCUCGGCAAGAAGGGUGUCUACGACGCCCACAUUGAGCUCAACGGCUACCCCUUUCUCGACAAUAAGGAGGAGUUCCCGCACACGACGAUAGCUGCGGACGCUAUGAGGCCUAAGAGGAAUGAGCCGCCGCUGGCUGUGCUGACCCAGGACUCGAUGACUGUGGACGACAUCGACAACCUCUUGAAGAGCACAAACCAUAACGGCUUUCCAGUGGUGGUGUCCCUGGAAUCGCAAUAUUUGGUUGGAUUUGUGUCGCGAAAGGACUUGAGUCUAGCCUUAAGUAACGCCAAACGCACGUCAGAAGUGUUUGAGAACUCCAUAGUGUUGUUCAGCACCGGGUCGGUGCCCACGGAUCCCGUUCCCCAACCCAUUAAACUCAGGCGUGUCGUCGAUUUGGCGCCCAUUACUAUCACAGAUCAGACGCCGAUGGAGACAGUGAUCGAUAUGUUCCGGAAGUUAGGUCUGAGACAAGUGCUGGUCACUCAUAAUGGGCGUUUAUUAGGGAUUAUCACCAAAAAAGACAUUUUAUUACAUCUGAAGGAAUUCGAAGACUUAGACCCGGAAUCGUGGCGUAAAGUUGUGGGCAGUAGUGGUCCGGCGCCGCGGCCACGACACGGGCACCGGGCGGUCGCCAUCAAGGACUUGAUGAUAGUGUUUGGCGGCGGCAACGAAGGCAUCGUCGAUGAGCUGCACGUCUUCAACACGAUGUUUGGCGGCGGCAACGAAGGCAUCGUCGAUGAGCUGCACGUCUUCAACACGACAACCAAUCAAUGGUUUGUACCGCAAGUGAAGGGAGAUAUCCCUCCGGGAUGUGCUGCAUAUGGCUUCGUAUGCGACGGCACGCGACUCCUGGUCUUUGGAGGAAUGGUAGAGUACGGGAAGUACUCCAACGAGUUGUACGAACUGCAGGCGAGUCGAUGGGAGUGGAAGCGCCUGAAGCCCAGACCACCCAAGACGGGCGCCAACUACCCGUGCCCUCGGUUGGGCCACUCGUUCACACUGAUUGGCAAUCGGGUGUUCCUGUUCGGAGGGCUGGCCAACGAUUCCGAUGAUCCCAAGAAUAAUAUUCCGAGGUAUCUGAACGAUCUGUUUGUGCUGGAGAUGAGGCCCUACUCGAACGUCAUGCAGUGGGAGUUACCGCAAAUCCACGGCACGCCUCCCCCGCCCCGUGAAUCUCAUAUCAUUCAAGCGAUUAGUAUUGAAAGCGUAUGUCAUAUACAGUGGUGUCAAGCGAUUGACACAAUCUUAUCGGACACUGAUAUCAUGUGUUAA